GCGCCAACAACUUGCGGAAGCUCCUGUGCUUCACCAUAUUACUGCGUGUUAAGCAAGACGUAUAAUUUGUUCGUUUCACAAGAUGGAAUAUGAAACCAUGUCCAUCCAGCCUGAAUUCGCAGAGACUGACAUUUCGUUUGCCGAUGAAGAGACCGACAGCUCUUUUGCCAUUGUUGGAAGCAGGAUUCCUCUCCACGAAGCUAGCGAACAUAUUAUGACAAAACUCAUUAAAGAAAAGCGACAGCUGAAAAAAGAAAUACAAGAUUUGAAGGCGGAAUUAAAUCGGAAAGCUGAAGAAAAUAGGGAUAAGGAACGUAAUCUUGAAAGAUCUUUUGGCAUUGCUACCCUUGAAAAACAAAUACAAUCCAACCAGAUUGAUAUAUUGGUAAAAGCAAAUACCGAACUCGAAGACUCGCUUUCGAAUGCUUAUCAAGAAUUAAGAGGUACACGGUUAUACUUGGAAAGAAGUCAACAGACAGUGGCUAACCUUGAAAAAAGGGUAGUUGAUCUUCAAAGAAAUCUAAAUGAAUAUAAACCUUCAUCUCCCAUAUCAAAAGAAAGGGAGGAAGUCGAGAGGAUGGGGGAAGAUAUAAAACUAGUAAAGAGCGAAAUGAUAUCCUUACUGGCAAAACCACUAAUGCGUUUGCCUGACAAAAUGUCAGAAAUGAAGGAUUUGAUGAAGUCUUUGAAAGAAAGAGCAGAUGUCGCCGAACUACAUCGUGAAGAAGAACGGAAGCAGAAAGAAGAAAUGGGUGCUCAACUUGAAGACAUGCGGAGUGACCUAAAGCAGAUAGUGAAUAUGAUGGCAGGUGGAGGGGGGUAUCCAAAGCAUUCCACCGCCGCAACUCGUACAGUGCCUAGUCAAAAGCAAGUUCAAUCUAAACAGAGAAAGAAAAAUACAAGUACACCUCGUGGCGCCCCCGAUACACCUGGUGGCACUGCCAAAGUACAAAAUCACUGGAAAUCAUAAUUUUCAGAUUGAACUCUUCAUGACAGCUUAAUAUUGUUCAAACGUCGUAAUAACUUAAGUUAAUUUGUGUUACACCUACCGCAAAAGCAGUGGUUCGCCAAGUUUCUGCGUAGUCUUCAACACCUUUUGCAAUGCAACUUGUGAGUAAAAUGAAGAUUCCGAGUGGAUUUCAGUUUUAAACAUUUUGCAGAACGAAUUUUACUAAGGACAUGCUUAUUCAUUUCAUAUCUGGAAGAAGAUAAAUAUCUAUUAGAAAUAGGCUAGUUUGACUCAGAUAUUUUCCAUAUUUCUUUGAAUAUUAAUAGUAUAAAAAUUCUGCGUCUUACCUAAAUUUAUUUUCUAUUCAUCUAUUGAAAGCAAUUGCAACUACAGGGACGAGCCUGACAAGAUGGUUUUAGCAAAAAUAAAAUUCAAAAGGUAAUUCAAUAAAUAAAUAAGGAAACGAAUAAUAAGAUUAAGAUAAGAUGAUAUUGGAAUGAGGUACAGAUCUAGACUGGCUACCAUGAAAUUUGUAAACGGUAUGCCUUACCAAAAUAAAGUCUUAUGUCAUUGAGUAUAGUCUUUUGGAAUAAAAGAAUUGUUGACGCAGUUAUAAGCUAUUUUUAAAUUUGUGUCAUAAUUAAACUUGAGAACAUGGA
Mya arenaria is the source of this 1608-nucleotide messenger RNA. RefSeq names its product centromere-associated protein E-like. NCBI's taxonomy places the organism in Eukaryota, Metazoa, Mollusca, Bivalvia, Myida, Myidae. The transcript is spliced from 2 exons. Bases 83 to 970 code for a protein of 295 amino acids. The record is from RefSeq and is a predicted model, not a curated record.